AGAAGAACUGGAAUUAAAAAAUGGUGAAUGUCGCAUAGUCUCUUGAAACGUGGCUGCAGAAUUUUGUGAAUGAGUUUUGUUAUUGUUCAUGCUGUGGCAUUCUUUACAACACAGUAUUUUCUGCAUUAUUGGUUUUAUAGUGCCUGAAUUUUAAUUCGAUGAAGUUUUGUUUUAUUUUUGUGCCGACGAUCUCUUCGGAAAUUUAGCGAUGGAAUGGCGACUGACGAAUGGCUGCCAUUUUGAACCGAUUUGUAUUUUUGUUACUCGGCGUUUGCAUCGCCGUGUUUAAACUUAUUGGUGAACUGAUGAAUUAAAUUUAAGUGAUCUAAUUUGCAUAUUGAUCAAUAUUAAUCGUCUUAUUGGAUUAAAUAUCACUUGUGCUAAAACUGAUGUUGACGAUGGAUAAGGAUGAUGGCUCUGAAUUGUCUGGAGAUCGACUUUCAUCAAGCAUCAGCAAUGAAAAAGAUGAUUCUUUUAACAAAAAUGAUGAACAAGACUCUGCUAAUGAAAACUCCGGCAGUGACUCUGACUCGGAUUCAAGUUCAGAUUCCCAAUCGGGCAAGUCAAGGUCAGGGUCUGGCUCUGGCUCUGGGUCUGACAAUGAAAAAUCAAAUUCAGAUAACGAAUCUAAAAAAAGUUCUAAAGGCUCUAAUUCAGGAUCUGAAAGUGGAGGGUCUGAUUCAGAAAGCGAUAACUCAGACUCGGACAGGGGUAGUCACAGCUCAGCAAGGCAAGAGAAAGCUUCCUCUGAUGCUGAUUCCGGACAUAGUGAGUCAGAGGAUGAAAGUAAACCUUCUGAUGAUGUAGAAGAUUCAAAAUCUCCAAAACAAAAAGAUAUCAAGCGUUCACCAAAAGGUCGGAAAGAAUUAGAUGAUUUAAAACAGCUUUGGGAAGAAAACCCUGAAGAGUUUGGAAUAAGAAGAUCUGGUCGAUCUCGCAAAGAACCAGAAAGAUAUAACAUUGGAGAGGACUCUGAAGGCAGUGAGAGUGGUCGUAGAGGAAGUGAUUCAAAAUCAACUAAGAGAAGUAGAAGAAAAGAGUCUCAAGAUUGGAGAGAUUCUGACAGUAGUGAAAGUGAAGAUAGCUCAUAUGGUGCAAAAAGGUCCAGUAAUCGUAAUAAAAGCACAGUUUCUAAAAGUAAGAGGCCGGUGAAAAAUGACAGAACAGAUCGAAGUAAAAAGACUAAGCCAAAGACUAAGAGACAAAAUUCUUCAUCCAAUGAUGAUGAUGAUUAUUAUGAUUCUGAUAUGUCACGGGGAAAACAAGUUGCUUCAAGAGAAACAAGAAAAAAAGUCAGUAAUUACAAAGAGCAAAGUGGUGAUGAGACUGAUUCUGAUGACUUGAUUGAAGUGGAGUAUGAUGAAACAAAGUUGGAAGAAGAAGCAGCUGAAAGUAUUGAAAAAGUUCUUGAUCACAGAAUAGGGAAAAAAGGAGCCACUGGUGCAUCAACUACAGUUUAUGCUGUGGAUGAUUUUGGUAACCCAAAUGAUGGAGUUGAAAACGCCACGGAAACUGAAGAGCAGUUUCUUAUUAAAUGGAAAGGUUGGUCAUACCUUCAUAAUACAUGGGAAUCUGAAGCUACGCUUAAAGAACAAAAAGCUCAAGGCAUGAAGAAACUUGAAAACUACAUUAAGAAGCAAGAAGAACUCAGAGAAUGGAAAUCAUAUGCAUCUAAAGAAGAUCUAGAAUACUAUGAAUGCCAACAAGAUCUUUCAAGUGAUGUUCAUCAACAGCACAUGGAAAUGGAUAGGAUUAUAGCCCAUGGACCAUCCAAAAGUGGAGAUGGAACUGAAACAGAAUAUUUUUGCAAAUGGGCUGGUUUACCAUAUUCGGAAUGCACAUGGGAAGAAGGUAGUUUAAUAUCUAAGAAAUUUCAGCAUAAAAUAGAUGAUUAUUUUGCUCGACAAAAAAAUCAAAAGAUUCCAAGUAAAGUGUGUAAAGUUCUAAAAUAUCGUCCAAAAUUUAUUCCUCUGAAAACUCAACCUAAAUACGUUGGUGGUCCGGAUAGCUUAGAGCUUAGAGAUUAUCAGCUUGAUGGACUUAAUUGGCUAGCUAAUUCCUGGAGCAAGGAAAACAGCGUGAUUUUAGCUGAUGAAAUGGGAUUAGGGAAAACAAUACAGACUAUAAGCUUCCUGAAUUAUCUCUUUUCUCAACAUAACUUAUAUGGACCUUUCCUAUUAGUUGUUCCAUUAUCUACUAUGACUUCGUGGCAAAGAGAAUUUGAGCAAUGGGCCCCAGAAAUGAAUGUUGUUACCUAUGUUGGUGAUGUAAAUAGUCGAAAUAUGAUUAGGCAAUACGAAUGGUGUCACCCAGGAAAUAAAAGACUUAAAUUCAAUGUACUUCUGACUACAUAUGAGUUGUUAUUAAAAGACAAGAUGUUCCUAUCAGCAAUUAGUUGGGCUGUUCUUGGUGUUGAUGAAGCUCAUCGUCUCAAAAAUGAUGACUCCUUAUUAUAUAAAUCCUUAUUUGAAUUUGAUACAAAUCACCGAUUAUUAAUUACUGGUACACCUCUUCAGAAUUCUCUGCGAGAAUUAUGGGCGCUUCUUCAUUUCAUCAUGCCUCAUAAAUUUCAAUCUUGGGAAGAAUUUGAAGAAGAGCAUAAGGAUACAGCCGACAAAGGAUAUCCAAAACUUCAUAAACAACUUGUCCCUUUCUUACUAAGAAGAGUAAAAAAAGAUGUUGAGAAAUCACUGCCAGCUAAAGUUGAACGAAUAUUAAGAGUUGAAAUGACUGCUAUUCAGAAGCAAUUUUACAGGUGGAUUUUAACGAAAAACUAUAAAGCGUUAAGCAAGGGUCUGAAGGGUAAUAUUUCCUCUUUUUGCAACAUAAUGAUAGAAUUGAAGAAAUGCUGCAACCAUGCAAUGUUAGUAAGAUCAGUUGAUAAUCCCAACAACUUGGAUCAACUGCAGCUUCUCAUUCGAAGUAGUGGAAAAAUUGUUCUACUCGAUAAACUGCUUUGUCGAUUAAAAGAAACUGGUCAUAGAGUACUAAUAUUUUCCCAAAUGGUAAUGAUGCUCGACAUUUUGAGUGAAUAUAUGCAGUUGAGACACUUUUCUUUCCAGCGUUUAGAUGGCUCUGUGAAAGGAGAAGUCAGGAAGCAAGCAUUAGAUCAUUUUAACGCUGAAGGCUCUCAGGAUUUCUGUUUUCUUCUGUCAACAAGGGCUGGUGGUCUUGGUAUCAAUCUUGCUACUGCUGAUACUGUAAUUAUUUUUGACUCUGAUUGGAAUCCACAAAAUGAUUUGCAAGCACAAGCAAGAGCUCAUAGGAUUGGCCAAAAGAAUCAGGUAAAUAUUUACCGUCUAGUUACUAAAAAUAGCGUGGAAGAGGACAUUAUUGAAAGAGCUAAAAGAAAAAUGGUUUUGGAUCAUUUAGUUAUACAGCGCAUGGAUACAACUGGCCGCACAAUCAUACAGCAAAACAAAGCACAAAGCACUGGUAAUGCAACACCUUUCAAUAAAGAAGAAUUAGCUGCUAUUUUAAAAUUUGGCGCUGAAGAAUUGUUUAAAGAAACUGAAGAAGGAGAUGAAGAGCCUCAGGUUGACAUAGACGAAAUUUUGAGUAGAGCUGAAUAUCGGGAAGAUCAACCUAUGUCUGUUGGAGAAGAAUUGUUGUCUGCAUUUAAGAUUGCAAGUUUCAACUUCAAUGAAGAGGAAGUAAGCAUGCAAAGUACAGGUGAUGCCAAGGAAACAUCUAAUGAAAAAGACUGGGAUGACAUUAUUCCAGAAAAUGAUAGAAAAAUCAUAGAAGAAGAAGAAAGAGAAAAAGAAAAACUAGAAAUGUAUUUACCUCCAAGAAGUAGAAAAGCUGUGAAAAAGGUUGAAAGAUCAGACAGUGAUGCCAGUAAACAUGAUUCUGACAGCGAGUCUGAAGGAGAUGAUUCAGAUGAUGAUAAACCUAAACGGCGAGGGCGACCACGUUCAACUAAUAAAGAUGGCCUAAAAAAUUUUACUGAUAACGAAAUCAGAAAGUUUUUAAAAAGUUACAAGAAAUUUCCAUGCCCAUUGAAAAGAUUAGAAGUUAUUGCAAUGGAUGCUGAACUUCAAGAAAAACCUCUAGCUGAUUUAAAAAAAUUAGCUGAAUUGAUCAAAACUAAUUGUGAAAAUGCUAUGAAAGAGCAAAAAGACAAAAAUGAAUCAAAGGAUGAAGAUGAACCAGUUGUGAAAAAAAGAGGAAGAAAGCAAGGUCCUUCUUUCAAGAUUGGAAAUGUUCCUGUCAAUGCAAAAACGUUAUUAACCAUUGAAAGUGAACUUGAACCUCUUGAUAUUUUAUUGCCAGCCGAUGCAGAAGAAAGGAAAAAGUGGACUCUAAGAGAGCAUUGUAAAGAUGCUCAUUUUGAUGUACCUUGGAAUAUUAGUGAUGAUUCAAGACUUCUUCGUGGCAUAUAUGAGUAUGGAAUGGGUAACUGGGAGUCAAUCAAAAUGGACCCAAACUUGGAGUUGGGUGAUAAGAUUUUGCCAGAUGGUGAACAAAAGCCUCAAGCGAAGAAUCUACAGACACGUGCUGAUUACCUGUUGAAAAUACUUAAAAAAAUAUUACUAAGAGAUGCUGGCCCAGAGCCUGAAACUCCAAAGAAAUCGAAACGAGGAAGGAAACCUAAAGUUACAGAGAAUUUAAAUUCAAAUAAGAAAUUCUUGAGUAAACAAUUCGUUGAAAAUGACGAUAGUGAUGCUUCUGAUGACUCGACUGCACAGGAAACUAAAGCUACUGCAAAGAAAGUAAAAGUAGAAAAUUCUAUUGUUGAGGAAAAAAAUAAUAAAGAACAUCAUGUAUCUCCACCAAAACCCCUUCCUGCUGGUGACAUAGACACUACUAAGAAAAAAACAGAAAAACCUGAAAAAUCCAAAAAGAAAAUUCCAAAACAAAAGGAAGGUCAUCCGGAUAAAGUUAAAGAACGUAAGAAGAAAGUUGUUCCUGUUAUGCAUUACACUGUUGCAGAACCUCAAGUUAUUGACGAAACAGAGGAAUUAUCUGAAACUGUCUUCCUGGAGUGCAAAGAGCAAAUGAGACCUGUUAAGAAAUAUCUGAUGCGACUUGAUUUAAAAGGUCUUGACUUGACAGAAGAAGACAAAUCCAAAAGAUUUGCACAGUACCUGUUGAAAAUUGGAAGAAAAAUUUCCGAAAUUCUGAAAGGAUAUAAAGAUCCUGAAAAAAUUAAUAAAUGGCGCAGCUCUUUAUGGAUCUUUGUCUCUCAUUUUACGGAUCAAAACGCGAAGCAACUGUACAAGAUCUAUCGCCAAGCACUAAAAAGCAUGGAACUUGUACCUCAUUCAUCAGACCCAAAAAAACCGAAGGAAAAAAUGGAAAGGAAAUCUAUACUAGAUGUUGGUUCGAAACAAGUGCCUGAGAAAAGUAGUAAACAUCGUUCUGAUAGCUCUGGCUCUUCCAAAAGGCAUUUGGAUGAAGAUUCUAGCAAAAGUGAAAGACCAAAUAAGAAAAAAUAUUCAGAUGGUCAAACAGAUAGAAAAAUAUCUGAAAGAAGAGAAAGUUUUGGUGACAGCAGAGGCAUUGAAAAGUCUCCUAUGUCAUCUCAAGGCUCAUCUAACAGUUACUCGCAACCUCACCAUGGGUAUUCUAACCACAGAGACAAUUUACCCAAAGGGAAGAAUGAGAGAUGGAACAACUCAAAUUCUGGAAAUUGGCAAAAAGACAGGUACCCAAAUGAUUACAAAAGAGAUCAUUACAGAAACUAUCCUAGAGAAGAUAACAAUUUUCAAAGGGGGAAACCUCAUCGAAAUGACUACCCUUAUUCUCAGGAUCGACAUGGAAAUAGGUAUGGUUCCGGUUCUCAUGGCGGUGGAUUUUCCCACUAUGGAAUGAGGCCUCCACCGUAUGGAAUGAGCCAGCCUCCACCGGCUCAUUCAAACUACAACUAUGGGCCCAUGCCUUCCUCCAUGCACUCACCCACCUCAAUGGGUUCACAGCCCCCUCCCCCUGGACUGAGUGACCACUCUAUGGACGCUUACAGUCCGUACCAAGGACACUCGGACUCUUGGCGGAGGAGAAGCAAUGAACGCCAUAAAGAACAUAGUUCCGGCGAUUAUAAAUCAAAAAACUGAAACUGCUAGUCAUACCCAAAUAAUUCAAAGUCCUGCUUAACCUGUCUUGCUUUCAAAAUACUGCCAUUAGAGUGGUGAAUUUUAUGAAAAAGUUUUUUAAAAUUAUUUUCCAUUAAUUUAUGCUGGGAUUGGCUGCUGAGUACCUAUUUUUUUUUUAGCGUAGGAAAGACUUAUUUUCUUAAAUUUGGAUUUAGAGUGAAAAUAAAAUAAAUAAAUAAAACAUGAACAAUAAUUUAAGUUUGAUUUUAGAAAUUUUUCUCCUCUCCUUAUGCUAAAUCUUAUAAAUAACUUGUGAAAAAAUUAUUAAAUUUUUAAUCCCUCUUCCCAAAAAAAGAAAUUUUUAAAAUGAAAUGUUUAGAAUUGAUUUGUUUUACCUGCAGCUAAAAACUGAAUUUUCCAACUGUGAUAUAAAUUUGUUUUCACUUUCAGUUGAUAGUGGAUACAUUCUUGGCAUACUUUAACAUUAAAAUUUAUAACUCUAAGGUCAUUGUUUUGAAACUUGUGUAAAUAGUGCAGAACUUUUGGAAUUGCCUUCGACAAGUUUGCGCAGUAAGUCAUGAUAUUGUUUGAGAGUAUGUCAUGAACUUUGUACAUUUGAAAGCAUUUUCUACAACUGUUUAGUUUGUAUAUAAUCACAAACCCAACAAUGAUACUUUAGAACUGUGAUGUUAAUUCAUACUGUUUCAUUUUUGAAACGAUUCUGUACAGAUAAAUCAUUCUUCAUUCCAUUGAAGUUCCAUAUAUUUGUUAGCAUUCAUGAAGUAUCAUUUGAAAAUUAUUCUGUGAAGUUUCUGUUAAUUAGU
Messenger RNA from Uloborus diversus, 6859 nucleotides. RefSeq names its product chromodomain-helicase-DNA-binding protein 1-like. Gene Ontology annotation, molecular function: ATP binding; ATP hydrolysis activity; chromatin binding. The transcript has 39 exons. Bases 390 to 6056 code for a protein of 1888 amino acids. The record is from RefSeq and is a predicted model, not a curated record. Gene Ontology annotation, cellular component: chromatin; nucleus. Gene Ontology annotation, biological process: regulation of transcription by RNA polymerase II; nucleosome organization. Lineage: Eukaryota; Metazoa; Arthropoda; Arachnida; Araneae; Uloboridae.